AUGAAGUUCCUCAUCGUGUUCCUUGCUGUUGUCGCUGUGGCUGUGGCCAAGAAACCAGAGGCUGACUCUCCCAUCGACGUAGGCCCAGUCAUCAUAGAUGAAGAUUCUCCCAUCGACGUAGGCCCAGUCAUCAUAGAUGAAGAUUCUCCCAUCGACGUAGGCCCAGUCAUCAUUGAUGAAGAUUCUCCCAUCGAUGUAGGCCCCGUCAUCAUUGACGAAGACUCUCCUAUCGAUGUUGGUCCUGUUAUCAUUGAUGAAAAUGAAAUACCCGCACCUAGCUCUCCCCUCGUCCAAAUUAUUAUCAACGUUAAAGCUCCCCAAAAUCCUGAGAUCAAGCCCGAGGACGUCAUCAACGUGGACCCCAUUAUCAUUGAACCUGACAAUGCUCAAGUUCUCCCCGACCAACUUAACUAA
This is a messenger RNA of Danaus chrysippus (African queen), 414 nucleotides long. Lineage: Eukaryota; Metazoa; Arthropoda; Insecta; Lepidoptera; Nymphalidae. The record is from the annotation of a GenBank genome assembly.